Molecule: messenger RNA, 330 nt
Organism: Fusarium pseudograminearum CS3096
Lineage: Eukaryota; Fungi; Ascomycota; Sordariomycetes; Hypocreales; Nectriaceae
Exons: 2
Coding region: 1-330 (109 amino acids)
Source: RefSeq, a predicted model, not a curated record
AUGCCUUUCGGCAUGAGAAGACAUCUGCUGCGCUUGAUUGCGCUGAUACGCAGUCAAGGCACUCAAACCAAGGCCGACAGCAAGGCCGGCAAGGCGAAAAGCUCGGGACGCCAGACUGAAGGUUGGUGCAAGAAGUCGUUUAAAGUUAUGGCCGAGGUAUGGCGUAAUGGACCAAGCGUUAGAGUGCACUCUAGGGCGGUGGCGAACAAGGUUACCCAAACGGCAAAGAACAACGGUGAUGCAGUGCCAAGACAAGGGUGGGCCAGACGAGUAUGUACUGUGAUGAUGGACAGAAAGGGUAAGAAGCCAAAAUGGAUAAUGUCAAGGUAG